AGCUUUUUUCCCUGUUGUCUCAUCCUCUUCAGGACUGCGCUGCGCUAUUGUGGACAAGAGUGCCUCCUGUUUCUUGGUUUUUGGGAAACGAUGGAGAGAGGUGAAAGUCACCUGGAUAGCAGUCAAGAGAAAUAUGAAAGCCUGGCUUUGGACACUGCCUUGAGCACCGUGGUGGUGGUACUGGUGUAUGUGGUCGUAAAGGUUAGUCUUGAUGGGAUUCGACAGUGGAGAGCUAGAAUAUCCAUUCUAGUGGUGGGUGCUGGACCGGUUGGGUUGACCGCUGCACUGGUUGCUGUCCGGUCAGGGAAAGUGCUGAAUCUAACAGUCUUGGAUGAGCGGUCAAGAGCUGCCCUACUAUGCAGACCGCAACAAAUUGCCUUGAGCCCUCGAAGUGUCAAGUUUCUCCUCGUCCUUGGCGUGGACUUUGAUAACAUUGAAGGAUGUUGGCGCAAUGACCACUUUUUCACGAAGAUAGGUGUUUUUCAGGAACAUCUUCUAAGUAUCCUGAAACAAAGGAAGCAAACACUCGAUAUCCGAAUUCUUCUGGGGACCAAAUUUACAGAUGAUUACAUGAGGAAGAUACCACAAGGUGAAUGGCCAAAGAUAAUUAUGGUUGCUGAUGGAUCAUGUGGGGAGUCAAGUUCCCUUCUGGGGGUCAGUUCGGAGUACAUUGUUGAAUCCUGCAAUGCUUAUGGGGCAAAUGCCGUCUUGGAAAGACCAGACCAAAGGCAGGUGCCGACACCAGAAAUCAGGGCUCACAAUCUGUACUUUGAUCUUUCUGCUUAUGGCAUUGAUGUCACAAGUGCUGGAAAAGAUCUCAAUCACCCAUCAUGUCUAAAGCCUGGAUUCCACGUAAAGAUCUAUGGAACGUUCCGUAACCGAUACAUGGCCUUGGCAUGCCCAGUGUCAGAUGCUAAAGUUGUUCGAUUUUUACGCCAUACGCCUAAUUCCUCUGUAAUGAAAAAUAUUUUCCAUCAAUCAUUCAAUGCCUACAAGACAGACAUUGAGCCCAGGAUGAGCGAUUUAGCUGUUCAACAUCUGCAAUGCAGUCGGAGACUCUUUGAGAUCAUGCUGUCACACAGAAGGGUGACGUCUGCAUUCAUAGAAGGGGACAACAUCGCAGUGACUCUAGAAGGAGAGGCCGCUAGAGUACUGAACUUUGAUACAGGUUGUGGAGUAAACCUGGGCUUGCUCGGUUUGGAAUCUUCCGAAGAAUUAAUCUAUAAGGUGGCAUCCGCUGUGGACCAGCAUGAUAUCUUUGAAGCAAUUUCUGCCAAAAUAAAGCACUCAAGACAAAUUGUAGAAGAUUUCAGACUUCAUGGACUUUCAGCCACCAUGUUUGAAUGAAGGCAUGCAGAGACUGAAACUGUUAAAAGGACAUCAUACGCAUAAAAUACAAAGGCAUUGCUGGAGUCAAAGGAUUUCACAGUGAAUAACAGGAUGCAAAUGCAAUAACUAAGAAAGGGUUGAACUUAAAUUAAACCUACUUAACUGUCUCGAGAUCUGCAACACUUUUCCGGUUCUUGCUUGUAUGUAUGUAUAUUUAUUUGGAUUUUGUUUUCCCUAAUUUUCUA
Pelobates fuscus (common spadefoot toad) is the source of this 1574-nucleotide messenger RNA. RefSeq lists its product as uncharacterized. The record is from RefSeq and is a predicted model, not a curated record. The coding region runs from base 91 to 1347 and encodes 418 amino acids. The transcript is spliced from 5 exons. Lineage: Eukaryota; Metazoa; Chordata; Amphibia; Anura; Pelobatidae.